This is a messenger RNA of Pistacia vera, 3588 nucleotides long. Its product is annotated as nuclear pore complex protein NUP96. Gene Ontology annotation, cellular component: nuclear pore. The transcript is spliced from 6 exons. Bases 173 to 3367 code for a protein of 1064 amino acids. Gene Ontology annotation, molecular function: structural constituent of nuclear pore. The record is from RefSeq and is a predicted model, not a curated record. NCBI's taxonomy places the organism in Eukaryota, Viridiplantae, Streptophyta, Magnoliopsida, Sapindales, Anacardiaceae. Gene Ontology annotation, biological process: nucleocytoplasmic transport.
UGCUCUCUCAUACUCCAGCUUCCGAAGCUCACAAGAUCCUCAUUUCACUUCACCCGUAAACCGGAACUACCGGGAACCGGGAAAGCAACUUUAAUAAAAAAACCAUAGCCCCUCUCUCCCCAACUUCCUCACCUCUGCUUCUUCUUCUUCUUCUUCUUCUUCUUCGACGAUCAUGGCUUCUUCUUCUCUGCUUCCGGUCGCCGGUGAUUUCUGUGAACUUCAUACUGCAAGAAAAAAUAACUCAUUGGAUAAUAUUCAUAUGAUGGACUUUGAUGCUGGAACUUCCUAUAAUGCAUCUGAAUACAAGAAAAGAAAAAUCUUGCCAAACACUGAUCUUUCAUCAUGUGAGAUUUUCAGAGAGAUUGGAGAUGUUUUACCUACUUUACGUUCUCCUGAUUAUUACAUGGAACCUUGCUUGGAGGAUUUGGUUAGAUGUGAAGUCACAGAUCCAGGUUAUUCUAGCCAGGUUCCUGAUUUCACAGUUGGACGGUAUGGUUAUGGAUAUGUAAAGUUUCUUGGGAACACUGAUGUUAGACGGUUAGAUUUAGAACAAAUUGUAAAGUUCCAUAGGCAUGAGUUAGUUGUGUAUGAAGAUGAAAAUUCAAAGCCUACGGUUGGUCAGGGUCUAAACAAAGCAGCUGAAGUGACUUUGAUGCUACAAGUAAGAAAGUUAAGUUCAAAAGACAGGCAUUUAAAUGAUGUUGUGAAGAAAUUGAAGGAGAGUACCGAGAGACAAGGAGCUCAGUUCAUUUCAUUUGACCCUAUCAAUGGUGAAUGGAGAUUCUUGGUCAACCAUUUUAGCAGAUUUGGGUUGGGUGAAGAUGAGGAAGAAGAUAUUGUAUUAGAUGAUGCAACACCAGGUCAAGAUUCCGAGGAGAUUAAUGGUGAGUUAUAUGAUGUUGAUGAAGAAACCCAAAUGGAUUCUAUGGGACUUGAGCUUUCUCAUUCUCUUCCUGCACAUCUUGGGCUUGACCCGAUAAAGGUGAAAGAAAUGAGAAUGUUGAUGUUUCAAGAAGAGGAGAUUGAUGAUUUCAAUGGGAUGCCUUUGCAGCAGAAACCAUCCCUUGUUAAAGAAUACAUAAGAUCUCCUUUGCAGAAUACCUCCCAGAAGAUGAGCCACAGAUCUAGUCCACCUGUUGCGCGAAAAACUCCACUAGCUUUGCUGGAAUACCACCCUUGUAGUUUUGAUACAGACUCCCCUGGAAUUCUCAUGGCACAACAAAAUAAGGGCUUGCCUGUAAAGAAAAUAAAAGCAGAUGGGUUUAAGCUGGAUCUCAAGCAUGAGACACCGGUAACUGGAACCCACUUUCGCAACAUUGUUGAUGCAGGUUUGUUCAUGGGUAGAUCAUUUCGUGUAGGAUGGGGCCCAAAUGGCAUCCUUGUUCACACUGGUGCUCCAGUUGGUACUAGUAACUCACAGGGGGUAUUAUCUUCUAUAAUCAAUGUGGAGAAGGUUGCGAUUGACAAAGUGGUUAGAGAUGAAAAUAACAAAGUGAGAAAGGAGCUGGUUGAAUUUUCCUUUGAUGCUCCAUUGAAUCUCCACAAGGAGUUGAAUCACGAAGUAAAAGAAGUUGAAGUCGGUUCCUUCAAGUUGAAGCUUCAAAAGGUUGUGUCAAAUCGUUUAGUGCUUUCAGAAAUUUGUCGGAGCUACAUAGACAUUAUUGAGGCAGAGCUGGAUGUUCCUGGGAUAUCUUCUUCUGCUCGUUUGGUUUUGAUGCACCAAGUAAUGGUCUGGGAAUUGAUAAAAGUUUUAUUUUCAGAAAGGGAAAAUAGUGGGCAAUCAAAGUCUGUGGCUGCUGACAAUGAGGAAGACAUGAUGCAGGAUAUGAAGGAAGGUCCUCCAGAUGUUGACACAGAAGCACUCACUCUUAUUCGAAGGGCAGAGUUCAGUUGUUGGUUGCAAGAGAGUGUUUGCCACCGGGUACAAGAGGAAGUAAGCUCCUUGGAUGAGUCAAAUUAUCUAAAACACAUUUUUUUACUCCUGACAGGGCGACAGCUAGAUUCAUCUGUGGAACUGGCUGCUUCUAGAGGAGACGUGAGACUGGCUUGUCUGUUAAGUCAGGCUGGUGGGUCCAUGGUGAGCCGUUCUGAUAUUGCACGUCAGCUUGAUCUUUGGAGACUCAAUGGGAUGGACUUCAAUUUCAUUGAGAAAGAUAGAAUUAGGCUUUAUGAGUUGCUUGCUGGCAAUAUUCAUGGCUCGUUACAAGAUGUUACAAUUGAUUGGAAGAGGUUCCUAGGGUUAUUGAUGUGGUAUCAACUGCCACCUGACACUUCAUUGCCUGUUGUUUUUCAAACUUAUCAGCACCUUCUUGAAGAUGGAAAUGCUCCACCUCCUGUUCCAAUAUAUGUUGAUGAGGGACCCAUAGAUGAGCCUAUUGAUUGGGUUACAAAGGAACACUUUGACCUCUCAUAUUAUCUUAUGCUUCUUCAUGCCAGUGGUGAGAGCAAAUUUGGCUUUUUGAAGACAAUGUUUAGUGCCUUCUCUUCAACGCAUGAUCCACUAGACUACCAUAUGAUCUGGCAUCAACGUGCAGUGUUAGAAGCAGUCGGUGCUUUCAGUUCUAAUGAUCUUCAAAGCCUUGACAUGGGACUUAUUUCUCAGCUUCUGUGUCAGGGGCAGUGUCAUUGGGCCAUCUAUGUGGUCCUUCACAUGCCCCACCGUGAUGAUUAUCCAUAUCUGCAGGCUACCCUUAUUCGGGAAAUCUUGUUCCAAUACUGUGAAUCCUGGAGCUCACAAGAAUCACAACGCCAAUUUAUUGAGGAUUUGGGUGUUCCAUUGGAGUGGCUGCAUGAAGCUAUGGCGGUUUAUUUUAAUUACUAUGGGGACCUCUCAAAGGCCUUAGAACACUUUCUUGAAUGUGCAAAUUGGCAGAAAGCUCACUCUAUUUUUGUGACUUCAGUCGCCAAUACAUUAUUUUUGUCAGGCAAUCACUCAGAGGUUUGGAGGCUCGUGACAUGCAUGGAGAACCAUAAGUCAGAGAUUGAGAAUUGGGACUUGGGAGCUGGAAUUUAUAUUUCUUUCUAUUUAAUAAGAAGUUCGUUGCAGGAACAUAACAAUACUAUGAGUGAACUGGAUUCUCUUGAGAGCAAAAAUGCUGCUUGCAAGGACUUCCUUGAUCGUUUGAAUGAGUCUUUGGCAGUUUGGGAUGGUAGAUUACCCUUAGAGGCAAGAGUAGCAUAUUCAAAGAUGGCGGAGGAGAUAUCUGAAUUGCUUCUAUCAGAUAUCAGUGACGGUCCAACUCGAGAUGCUCAGCUAACGUGCUUUGAAACUGUCUUUAGUGCUCCGAUUCCUGCAGAUCUCCGCUCCAAUCAUCUGCAGGACGCAGUAUCGCUCUUUACAUGUUAUCUUUCGGAGAUCGCCUCUUAGUUGUUACCUCAUGAUGGCAGAAUUAUGAUUGAGUUCUGAUCUGUGAUUAAACAAUUUUUAGCUUCUUGCUGUAAAGUUUGUUCUUGUAAUCGAUUUGAUACUGCAUACUUCCCUUUGAUGAUCAUAUAAUUAUACUGUACAAGAUGUCUCGGAACCAAAUCUUAUUUUACAUCGGGAUUUUGACGGUUUGGUUUAUGAAUAAAGAUAGAUUAACAAACAUU